GUUUCCUUUUUUUUGUAAUUUAUGGUGAAUAAAGGCGUUAAUAAAUAAAUAAUUCCUCACGAGAAUUGGAAAUUGGAGAAAUCCUAUAACAGACUCCGCCUGUCAAGACACGACUGGAAUAUUCGAGCACCAUCACAAUAAGGCGCUGCGAUUUAGAAAAUCGAGCACCGCUCCCAUUAGAGAUAAACACGGAACUGUGGAACAUAACUAGUUGAAUCCAAUAAAUUACUGUGCUAAAGUAAAUUUUAAAAUUGUUAACGAAAUUAUUGAUCAUGCUAAAUAGUUUUGUACAGUUUUCUUUUCUCUUGUCAUUUAUUCAAAAUUAGACUUUCAUGAGCAAAGUGAAGCUGAGAAAAGCUCCCACAUUUUUCCUCAAAUCUCGCCUCAAGCCUCAGCAUGGUACCCCAAAACUAUUUGUUUAAAUUUGUCUCACCAUUUGACAUUUCAUUCGUAACUUCCGUCACAAAAAAAUACCACCCGGGAAAGAAAAUCAACUAAAGCUCAGAUGAUCAGCAGAUGGUUAGAAAUGGAUAAAAAUCCGCCAUCAGCGCUCCUAAGAAAGCGGGCACCAAACGACAAGUCUUUUCAAAAGCAAAAAAGACAACCAGCAAAAAAAGGAUCAAGCAAACGACAAUGAGGUCAGCGACUCUGGAAGUUAUGAGUUUGCCGAUGCGGGUAUGAAUAUGGACGAAAUAGAGCAACCAGAGAGGAGCCUUAUGGAUUCGAUGCUCACGAACAAUGUUCUGGCGUCGAAUAUGGUUAAGCAAAACAAAUAUUUUAAAAUACAGGGUGCUUCAAAAAAAUGUAUACACACUUUAAACUAUUGUAGUUUUCCCGCUCUACAAGGCUAAUGUUAUAUUUCUUCGCCAGGUGCCAGCAUAAUCGUCCCUCUAUGUUAUAUUAUCAGUUGGAAUUUGUAAUAUCAACAUGGGGAACGCACGUUUGAGUUCUGAAGAACGUAAACAGGUUAUUAAGUGGUACUGGAAGUUUGAGAAUGUAAAUGAAGUUCAAAAACAGUGGAGAAGGGAGUAUGAUACAGAACCACAUUCAAGAUUAACAAUUACACACAUACGAGACAAAUUCGAAGCUCAUGGAACAGUGUGUGAUGUGCAUAAAGGUCAUUCAGGUCGGCCUCGAACAGCUACAAGUGAUGAGUCAUCAACGGCAGUCUUGGAACUGUUUCAACGCUCUCCUAACAAAUCUUCAAGGCAAGGGGCACGUGAAAGUGAUGUAAGUGCUAGCAGCGUGCUACGCAUUCUGAAGAGAGGCAAGUAUCGUGUUUACAUUCCAAGGCUGGUGCAACAGCUAAAUGACGACGAUCCAGAUCGAAGGUUGCAAUUUUGUGAAUGGAUUCAGGAGAUGGUGAUACGUGAACCGGAAUUUAUGGGUAGCAUCAUUUGGUCGGAUGAAGCCCAAUUCAAACUUAAUCGAACUGUCAAUAGGCACAAUUGUGUUUACUGGGGUGAAGAAAAUCCUCACAUUACAAUUGAAAAAGCUGUAAAUUUGCCUGGUCUAAAUGUGUGGUGCGGUUUGUCUUCAAGGGGACUCAUUGGACCUUUUCAAUUUGAAGGCACUGUAACUGGGUAAUGAUGAUUUUAAUUUUCAACAAUAUUGUGCUCCGCCGCACUAUCACAGGGACGUACGAGCUUACCUGGAUCAAAAUUUGUCGGGCCGGUGGAUAGGACGCAGGGGGCCAAUCGAGUUUCCAGCACGCUCUCCAGACCUUACACCACUGGAUUUCUUCUUGUGGGGCACAGUAAAAGAUGAGGUGUACAAACGUAAACCACGUAACCUAGACAUUCUUUGAAAUGAGAUUCAAGCAGUGUGUAGAGAAAUCUCAUUGGACGUUUUGAUACGAUGUACAGAAUCAGUGGUGACUCGUACUCAGAAUUGUAUUGAUGCUGCAGGUCACCAAUUUGAACAGUAUUAACAUUUGUUAUUUAUGUUUCAUUUACAUUGGACUUUCAGCUUUCUAUUUUCCUGAAAUUUAACUUUGUAGAACGGUAAAUAAAUUUUCUAUGGAAGUUCAAAGUGUGUAUACAUU
Messenger RNA from Cylas formicarius (sweet potato weevil), 2044 nucleotides. RefSeq lists its product as uncharacterized. The transcript has 2 exons. NCBI's taxonomy places the organism in Eukaryota, Metazoa, Arthropoda, Insecta, Coleoptera, Brentidae. Gene Ontology annotation, molecular function: nucleic acid binding. The record is from RefSeq and is a predicted model, not a curated record. Bases 928 to 1587 code for a protein of 219 amino acids.